This is a messenger RNA of Zymoseptoria tritici IPO323, 897 nucleotides long. RefSeq names its product ABC transporter domain-containing protein. The record is from RefSeq and is a predicted model, not a curated record. Gene Ontology annotation, molecular function: ATP binding; ATP hydrolysis activity. The coding region runs from base 52 to 897 and encodes 281 amino acids. Lineage: Eukaryota; Fungi; Ascomycota; Dothideomycetes; Mycosphaerellales; Mycosphaerellaceae. The transcript is spliced from 2 exons.
AAUCAUCCAACCAUCUCCUCUUCGUCUCCCAGCGCUCCAAGCACCUCCAUAAUGACGAAGCAAGAACCACCAACAAUCUCCACCAAGGCACUGUACUAUGCCUUUCCCGACGGCAGCAAAGGUCUGCAAGACAUCAACCUCGACCUGCCCGCCAAUGCCCGUUGUCUCUUGAUCGGCGCGAACGGCGCGGGCAAAACGACCCUCCUCCGCCUCCUCUCCGGCAAACGCAUGGCGCCUUCUGGGACCGUGAGCGUGGCAUCCGUCGACCCAUUCGACACUGGUCUCGAAGGCGUGACAUACCUCGGUCUGGAAUGGGUUCUCAACCCCAUCGUGCGCUCCGACAUUGCCGUGCCGGAACUCCUCAAGUCUGUCGGAGGAGACCACUACCCCGAGCGUCGGGAUCAACUGGUCAAAAUUCUGGACGUGGACCUGAGCUGGCAUCUGCAUGCCGUGUCUGACGGAGAGAGGAGACGUGUGCAGUUGUGUAUGGGCCUGCUACGCCCAUGGACAGUUCUUCUGCUGGACGAAAUUACCGUCGACCUGGACCUCCUCUCUCGGCACAACUUCCUGCAGUUCCUUAAACAGGAGACCGAGACCCGGGACUGUACGAUUGUCUAUGCGACGCAUAUCUUGGACAACCUGGCGCAGUGGCCGACCCACCUGGUGCACAUGUCGCUGGGCAAGAUCAAGAAGUGGGGCGGGAUUGACGAGUUUGAGGUUCCGACUACAGACGGCGGCGUGGAGGGGAAUAGUCGCUUGGGCCAUCUGGUCAUGGGGUGGUUGAGAGAGGAUCUAGAGGAGAGAGGGCCGAGGAAUGGGCCGCGGUCGGAUGGUAAGACGUAUGAGAACCAUGAGGGUAAGGGAGGGUACGGAAACGAGAAGAGUAAGGGAAAGUGA